ACUCCUUCAUUCCUGCGCUCUUGGCCCCAAGAAGCAGGGAACAAGGACGCUAAUUUCGCGUGUAUUGGAAAGAUUAACCUAGAGAUUGGUAAAGUUUGCAAGAAAUUCCAUUGUUGAACUACAGAUUGCAUCUACGCCUUAAAGUGUACACUGACGAACAGGCUUUGAAGCCAUCGCAGUAGCCAUGUCGUACCAAAAUGAGGACACGAGGCAGAGUUUCUUGACCUUGGAAAAAAGCUACAACGAUGUUGUUGAGUCAAAGAAGGAAGUUUUUGAAGAUCUGCAAAGACUUGAGACAAGGUACUACGAGGUGUGCGACGAGAGAGAUACCAAAAUCAAGGAACUAGAGUCUGUGAAGAAAACCUGGCAGCUACAAUCUGUCAAAUUUGAGUCUCAGAUCGCCCACCAGACUAAGUUGAUCGAUGAAAAGGAGAGUAAGAUCAUUGAAUUGAACGACAAACUGAAGAAAUCUCAUGACGAGUGCAAUAACAAAGAGAUCGAAGCGAGAACCAACCACAAGAGGGCAGUGUAUUCUGAGGGGGAGCUUGCCAAACUCACAGUCCUUCUAGAAAAACGAGACGCAACCAUCGAGGUCUUGGAAAAUAAGGUCAGCCACGUUCAGCAAGAGCUCAAUGUAUACAUCACUAUGGAGGCAAAACUUAGAGCAGAAAAAGAAAGUCUUCAAAGCGAGCUAACUUCAUCAGUCACAGCUUCAGAUAAGUUUCAAGCCGAUCUAAAGAUGGCCAAUAGAGAGAUUGAUAGGUUAAGUGCAAAAGUUUCUGAUUACGAGCAUGAACUGCGCAGGAACAAGGAUCGAUAUGAGAAGCUUCAAAACAACAAGGACAGUCUUCACUACAGUGAAUCCAAGAUGAAGACCAAGUGCAACGAGCUAGAACAAGAGCAUAUUCGCAUGAGAAAUAGAAUCAUCGAACUGGAAAAAGAUCUUGAGCUUGCUAAAAAUACGCCAACAGAAAAGUCCUAUGAAGUCAUCUCAGUGGAUAAUGUCCAGAACGUGGAAGCAGGGCCGGCUUCUGGUGACUUGUUUGCAGUCGACUCAGAGGAACUUGAGCGUGCCAAUCACAAAAUUAAGGAGCUUGAAGAUCUCCUUCAUCAUCACGAAGUAGAGAACAGCGACUUGCAAGUCAAACUCGGGAAUUCUAAAGGUCAGAUCACUAAGCUGGAAUGUGAGCUGGAGAACGCUCUUCGUCACAGAAGCAUUGGAGCUGCCGAACUGGAAGGUGAAAAGGGCAAGUUAUCAAGGCUUCAGAGUGAAAUUAAGCGUCUCACCACCCAAUUGGAAAACUCAGAGAAAGAUGUUGAAAACCUAAAGAAAGAUCUGGCGAAGAAAGACAAACUCAUUGACGACUUAAGAGCAAAGUCAGCCAACUAUGACAAGAUAAUUUCAGAUCGGGAGGAGGAAGUCUUUACCUUGAAUGGUAAAUAUGAGUAUUUGAUUUUAGAGAAAGAAAAGCUUCAAGAGGAAAAUCGAGAUCUCCUGAAGAGGCUGGGUGACCUUGAAGCCGAUAUCAAACUCAGUCAAGACGACACUGAAAACGUCAGUAUUGAAGCGAGAGGCCUGCAUCGAAGAAUAUCCGAACUAGAGGCCAAGCUGUCCGAGUCAGAGAAAGAUCGACGGCAUCUUGAAGAUGAAAACGCUACGUUAUUGCAGCGCAUCGAUAAGCUCAAGGAUGAACUGCUUAAGGUUAAUCAAGAAAAAAGCGUUUUCGAAAGCCAAUCUGCAGACUUGUCAAGUAAAGGCAACCGACACCGUGAUGACGCUGUUAUGUCAAAGAAAGAGCUAAUGGAGCUGCGAGGGGAGGUUGAUGGCCUGCGGAAGGAGUUGACGUCUAAAGAUGCUACUAUCAAGCGUCUAAGAGACGAGGUUUCCGACCUUAACGAGGAUCUUUACGAAACAAAAAAAGACCUCGAAGAUUCCAACUCAAGGUUCAAGACGGUAGAAGAAGAUAUCAAGAGACUUGAACACAGCGUAGAAUUGAAAAAUGCUGAAAUCGAUCGUUUGAAUGGCAUACUAGACCGCACCACCAAAGAACGAAACGAUGCAGAAAUUCAGCUGGCUGGUCUCCUUGAAAAAUUCAAGUCACUUAAUACUGGAACCGGCAAAACCGUUUCUGUACGACCAUCGUUUGACCUGAAUGUUACAAAGGUUCAAGAUCUUGAAGGACAGUUGUCCUCUCUAAGGCAAAAGGUGUAUUCGUUGGAAAGAGAGAACGACAGCCAAAAACAAACUAUCAACUUCUUGAAGAAUGAGAUGCUUGACAAGGAUGAUAGAAUUGCGCAUCUGCAACGUGAACUCGACAGCCGUGGAAUCCAUGACGAUGAAGCUGAAAAACUUCUCGCUGAUUACAAGAAAAAGUGUAUGGUUUUGGAGAGGGAAUUGAGAGAGUUGUCAGGAAAGAAAGAAGUAAUGGAAGAAGAAUUGACAAGUCUUCGCCCCGCUGUAGGAAAACUGGAAGCUAAAGGAGAAGCUCUGACUUUGAAAAAGGACACUCUAUCAUCGCAGCUGCAGGAAGCAAACGAUAGACUUCGCCUGGCAAAGGAYGACCUCCACAACGCCGAGAUGGAACUGAUGGAAGAGCGCAAAGCAAACACGUCUCUUGGKAAGAUGGUGAAGAAACACGAACUGACAAUCGAUGAUCUUAAAGGAAAYUUAAAYAARUGUGAAGCUGAACUUGAAAGAGUUUCAAGAAAACUUUCAGAAAGCACUUUUGCAAAUGACAGCCUGAGAGCAAAGAAUCAAGAGCAAGAGAGAAUCAUUGCUGACUUAAAAGCAAGACAAGCCGACCUGGAGCGUGAGAUUGGAGAUCUUCGGGAUCAUCGUGAAGUCAUUGAAYGUGACCUAAGCUCGAUGUCAUACAAACUAAGUAACCUUAAUACCAAGGUUGGAUCGAUUGAAAAAGAUAAAACCUACUAUCAAAGUGAUAGCGAGGCAUCUCAAGCAAAACUUCGUAGACUGAAAAACGACCUCAUCCAGGCUAACAACCAGGUCAGAGAGAAGGACCGCAUGAUAGAUGAUCUCAAUAGUAAACUCAAAGAGAUAGAGUCAAACUACACUACGUUGAAGAGGAAGAACAAAAGCUAUGAAGACGAGAUUAAUUCUGUUCGCAAAGAAUUGGAAGCCGAAAAGCAUGCCAACGAUGUCAAUAGAGAAAAAAUAAACGAGCUUCUGGCACAAUUGGAGGCUUCUGUGAAUAUUCCUGCACCAGUGAACGUUGCUGUUGUAGAAUCGGCACCAAUGAUGUUCCAGGAACCACUCCAAUCGGAACCAGACGGAAGGUUAGAUGAACUAGAGACACUGUACCAAUCAAGCAAGGAACGUGAAAGCAGUCUAAGGCACGAGGUUGAGCAGAGAAGCAACAAGGUAUCGCAGCUAGAAAUUGAAAAGAGGAAGUCCAAUGARCGCUGCUCCGAAAUGGAACAUGAGCUCGCAAUGCUUCAAAGAAAGUACCACGACCUUGAACAAAGUCUUCACCGUGCGCAGCGCGAGAGAGAUGACUUUAAGAAAGAUGCCAUCGAGGCCACCAACAAAUGGUCCUUUUAUGAGCAAAAAGCUGAAAAUGAAGAAUCAGAGAGACGAUCAUUGCAAAAGCAAUAUGACGAUGCAAUGAACAAACUACGCGCAAGUCAAGAAGAGAUAUUGAAAGCAGAAGAGAAUAUUGUAGAGCAUCGCCUUGCAGUUCAAGGUUUAACCACUGACAAGCAUUACAGAGAAGAGCAUCUUGARAAACUCAGAGAUUCCUUGAAAUUCCUUGAAGACCAGCUUCAUUCUCUAAAUGACAGCCUCAGUUUUCAGCGAGAAGAAAACGAGAAACUUAAAGAUGAGCGUAACAGCCUUCUGGAGAGCAACCUUACCAAGGAAAACACCAUAAACAGACUCAAGGCUGAUAAUCAAGUACUCAGUAAGGAGAGGGAUCGAUUAAAUGAAGAUAUCAAGGAUGCUAUGGAAAGGCUUAAGGAACUCGAAGACAGGCUUGCUGAAGGGAAGAAACGCUUAGAACAGUCGGAUGAUGAAAUUGAAGAGCAGAACACCGAGAUCCAGAACCUCAAAGACGAAUUGACGAUGGGUCAGAGGAAGUAUAAAGAACUAGAGGACAAAAUACAGACUUUAAUAGAUGAUUCAGAAAAAGAUGAAAAAUACAUGGAUGAACUUCGAGAAUCAAAGAGAGGACUUGAAGAAACCAUUGCAGAUCUUAGGAGACAACUUGCUGACCAAAGUAAUCAAGUUACAGUAAUUCAGCCAACUGAAGUCCAACACGUUCAGGCAGUGGUUGAAUCUUCACCUAUGAUGGACUUCGGCGAUAGCGAUGAAAUCAAACGUCUUCAAGAUGAAAACGUAGGAUUAAAGAAACGUAUCAGAGAAGGGGAGUCAGUGAUUGAUAAAAACAACAGGCUCAAUGAGCUCAUCACUGAAGGAGAAGGAAAACURYCAAGGAUGGAAACUAAACUGAAGUACAGCGAAACCAAAAAUGAGGAGUUAAGGAAGGAACUUGAUGCACUCAAAAAAGAGGCAAAGCCUAUGAUGGAAAAAUACGACUCUACUCUAAGAGAUAACGAGCAAAUGAAAGAUGACUUGGAUAACAUGCAAAGCAACCUGGGAAAUAUAGAGAUACAACUAGACCAAGAAAAGUCACUGCGAAACGAUCUGAGAAGACAGCUUGACGAGAGGACUGCUCAAUUAAAUGACAGGGAAGAUGAAUUAGUAGCCUUAAAGAAGCGCCUUCAUGAAUUAGAAGUUCUGCUGAAUUCCUCUAACGAUUCCAUUGCUAAAGAUAACCUUGUUGAAAUGUUGCGAAACGAAAACGAUGUACAGAAGAAUGACAUUGCAAAACUGAGGAGAGAUAUAUUGGGGCUGCAAAGGCAACUCACUGACCUUCACAACAAGAAAGAGGCAAUCGACAAGAGUCUUUUCAAAUCAAAAGAAUACAGUGCCAAUCUUGAAAUUGAAAAUGAGAAGCUGAAGCAAAGAAUUGAAAGCGAUAGAGCAAGCCUUAAAGAAGCAGAUGACAGAAUCUCUGAAUUGGAAAAACUUCUUAAGGACAUCAAGAAAGAAAAGGCAAAUUUGAAGUCAGAUUUGAAUGAUGCCAAUAGCACGAUCAAAAAGGAAAAAACCGAGAUAACAUCACUCAAGAAAAGAAAUGUUGAAUUGCAAGAGAUCAUCGAUAGUUUGAAAGGAAACACUGUGGAGGUCCUAUCCAAUGCACCAUCAAGCAAUCAGUACGAGCUCGAUAAACUAAAGACCAAAGUUGACAAGUAUAGAACCGAUCUGCAAAAAAGUCAAGAGGAAGUAUCGAGACUUCAACUUCUGUUAAGAGACAAAGAAACCAAGAUAAAUGCUUUUGACAAUUCAGACGCUUUGCUGAAGGAAAAUGACCGCCUGAAAAAUGCACUGAAAAAUCAGAAAUCCGAAACAGAUGAAUACAGAACCAAUUACUCUAACUCCCAAAAGGAGAUAGAGAGACUUCAACUAAAGAUGGUUUCCCUKAAUCAAUCUAACAGUCAGUUAGAAGCUAAAAUAGAAGGUCUUGAGGACGAAAAAUCGAAGUUCAGGAAACAGCAGACAGAUACUACUAAAGAGAUUUCAUCGUUAAAGAUCCAAAUUGACGCGCUGAAGCACGAGAAGUCUCGACUGAAGAAUGAAUUAACUAUCCUCUCCAAGAAGUACGAAAAUGUGUCAGUGCAAUUAGCGUCUUUGCAGUCGCAGAGGGUAAGCAAAGGAAAAGAAGUAGUUAACCUCAAAAAGAUGAAUGAGCUUGAAUCCAAGUAUCAAGCUGCCUUACGCGAGAAGGAAGAUGCCAAAAACGAGACUUUUGCGCACCGUAAAAACCAUGCAAGAGCAGAAACUGCUCUUUCUGAGCAAAUGAAAACAAGGGAGGCCUUAGAACAUGAGAUAAGCUGCCGCGAUAACAGGAUCAUUGAGCUAGAAAACAUCUUGAAGCAAACACAAGACGGACAUAGAGCAGACAAAGCGGAAAUGAUAGAAUGGAGAAAGAAAGUACAAGGUCUUCAACAAGAUGUCCAGAAUCUUGAACACAAGAAUGACCGUCUUUUGAAACAGAAAGAAAGCCUUGAAAAAACCAUCGAAGAUCUAAAUGAAGAACUUCGUGAAGCGGAAAGAAGGUUAGAAUCAAUUGAAGCAUCCAUGAAUGAAACUGACGAUGAAACCGAUGGUGGGUAUUCUGAUCAUGUGAAAGCUCAAACACAAAUAUCUGAGUUGGAAGCGCGUCUUAAGAGAGCAACCGAGUCUAUGAAGAAAGCAACCAAAGACGCUCAAGUGUACAAAAGCCAGCUGUGGGACUUGCAAGACGAUGUAGCAAGAUUUAAAAAUGAAAUUGACCAUCAGCGUACGUUAAAGGAUGAGACAAAUAAGAUGAACGACAAACUGAAAGAAGAGUUGGCCAAAUUGAAGAAAGAUACAUGGGAAGCACAGCAGAAUUAUAAUAACGUCAUAAUGGAAUCUACAGAGCACAAAUACAACAAAGAYCUGUUGGAGACUGAAAAGGGUGACUUGGACAGGCAAAUUCGACGUUUACGUGACGAAGUCGCAGACAAUGUCUCUCAAAAGGAAGUGAUAGCAAGUGAAAGAAAUGACCUGCGAUUUCAGGUACAGCGACUGCAGGUUGAACUAACUCAAGCCAAUAUGGAAGCCACUGAAGCAAGAGAACAACUAGAGCAACUCGAAGCCGAGCGCCUGAAGCUUUCUGAUGAAAACGAACACCUUAAAAACAAGCUAAACAAUCAAGAUAUUGCYCCAAUACAAGUGGCAACAGUUGAGACGGUUGAAAGUGAGUUACCAUUUAAUUUUGAUGAGUAUGAUGGUGCAGUAAGAGAUCGUGACCAAAUGAAACUUGAAAAGGAAAGCGCAGAGAAUAGGCUUCGCCAUUUAGAUGAUGAAAUUCUUCAGCACAAGAAAGAAAAGAGCCAAGUGGAGGAUACACUAGUUGAAGCAAGAAAAGGGAUAUCGCAACUUGAAACUGAAAACAAGAACCUGAAGACGGCUCGAGACAAUGCCAAUUAUGAAAAAGAAAUCGCACACCAGAAGUUUAUAGAGCAGAGGACCGACAAUGAAUCCUUGAAGCAAGAGAAAGAGACACUUCUGCUGGAGUUGAAGGAUCUAAGYCCAAAGGUAUCAGAGCUUGAAGCAAGUAAUGAACAACUACAGAGAAAGAUUGCCAGCUAUGAAAGGCAAUUAGCCAGCUCACGACGUCCUAUAGAAAAGCGUAAAUCAAAACGAGACGAUGGAGACCUGCAAAGGGAUUAUGUUAAUCUUCAGAAGAAGUUAUCAGAGCUACAGAUUUCGUUGAAAUCUGCUGAGGAUCGGGCAUACGAAGCCGAGAAUGACAAAGAUGAAAUGGAAAGAAAGAAUGCCAUUCUAAGAGAAGAUAUGAUUUUCCAUCAGUCCAAAUGCGAGAAAAUGGAYGAGGAUUGUAAGAAAUUUGAAGCGAGAAUCCAGGAACUUGAAGACGAAAUAAAAGAUCUUCUUGAAAAACUGGGAACAUCAUCUGAUUCCGGCAGAUUAGCACUCAGCGAUUCCGAGAAAAUCUCCAGAAUCAACACMCUGGAGAGAAGAAUCGAAUCACUUGAACAACAAAUUACUGAGAGGGAUAGCGAAAUAGAUCGUCUGAAGAGAGAGCUUUAUCUGCAUGCUGGCAAGGGAACUGGUUCGGGUGAACUAGAAAUCCACUUGGCUGAGAUUAAAGACAAGAGCGAGGUCUACCGUAAAGCUGACAAAGCUAAAAUGGAGGUCAUCGAGACACUGAAAGCUGAGAACACAAGCCUAGACAUAGAGCUUCAGGGCCUAAAGAAAGAAGUAGAAAUAGGACGAGAGUCUAUUUCUGAAUACAGGAAGGAAAAUGACGCUCUGCAAGAUGAAGUAGAGGCUCUUUCAGCUGAGAAGAUUGCCAUGGAGAACAAGAUCUACGAGGAAGCCAACAGGUACAAGAUGCAAAUUGCAGACCUACAGAAUGAAAAGGAGAUUCUGAUGAAUAGAGAGCAAAACAUGGAAAAACUGGUAGCCAAGUACGAAAGUCAAAUACAAGAACUCAGAGAAAGACAGGCCAACAUGAUCAACAAUGAAACGGCUUCGACGACAUUGAUCAUGGAAGUUGACGAUAAGCCCAGAAGGAGUUCUCGUCCUCACUCCAUGUAUGUUAGCUAUGCCGAAGGGGAGAGGUUUCUAGACAAUAAUCGUCGUCCUCCAAGGGGAUCAACCGGGGGAGCGAGUGACCAAACCGUWGUUUCCGAUACCACUAGUCGUUCGUCGAGAGGUUCAUCCAGUAAACCAAGUGAUGAAACCGUUGUUUUACAAACCACAACUAACAGCGUAGAAAGCGCUCCUGGUGAUGAUUUUAUGUCCAGUACCAGAAAAGAGGAGCCUUCAAGAAGUUAUGGUCGUAGUACCUACACUUCAAAAUAUCCAAGGGACGAUGACAGAAAAUCAGAGCGAAACAGGACCGAAAGAGACAGCACAAGCGAGAGCAAAAGCCGUGAUCGGGACCGUGAUCGAUCCACAAGAACCUCGAGAGACAAAACGGACAGGAAAGGCAGAGAUGAAUGUAAAAAUCAAUAAGCCCUCAUGAACUUAUUUCUACUUUCUGRCAACAAAGCUAAGAUUUGAACAAUCAAAUCGGAGACGGACACUUUAUCUGCACUUUUCAAUUAUUUCAGUAUGAAUUCACAAGAACUAUAACCCAUGGAAAUCAGAAAAGAAUCCGCUAAAUAGUUUCAAAAGUUAUGAAUCAAAACGUAGGUCACUUAGAUGCUUAUUGAAAUUGCACUCUCAAAUGAUAGUUAAUUUUAAUAGAAGUUAGACUUUUGAAAUUUCAUAUCCAGCUUUUUGCGUUGUUUUGCUGAAAUCUGCACUCACGUUACCAAAAUAAUCGGUCGCAGUCACUUAAACAAAAUAUACGAUCUCUAACACUGGGCAUCUUAUAACCAAGGAACUAUUAUCUAUGAAUGCAUGCUGCUUAUCAACAUUAGCUAAUCUUGGUAUUGAUCUCAGUCAACGGUGGCAUAUUUGUUUAAUAAAGCACUUAUUUACUCAGA
Molecule: messenger RNA, 9060 nt
Organism: Exaiptasia diaphana
Lineage: Eukaryota; Metazoa; Cnidaria; Anthozoa; Actiniaria; Aiptasiidae
Product: golgin subfamily A member 4
Exons: 5
Coding region: 185-8584 (2799 amino acids)
Source: RefSeq, a predicted model, not a curated record